UUCAGCAAAAGUCCAGUGCAAGGAAAUCCUCAAUAGCCAUAAAUGGAGGAGGUGUGGGACUGUCUCAGUAAUCGUAAACAACAAACAUCAACAAAAAACCGGAGAAAAGCAACCAUGACCCAACCAACUCCUUCCCCUUGGACAACUCCACCGGACUUGUAACCCGCCUCUUUCCAAGUCGGCAGGAUAUCGAUCUGGAAUCAACUGACGAGAAACGGCAACCACAGGACAAACAGUACGCCCCAUAAUGUUACUAUCACCGGCACUGGUGCGUUCCUUCCAAUGGUCCGCCACUGUGCUCGCUCGUCCUACUCAACGCCAGGCCGCACUUUGCAGGAUCCAGAUCACGACCAUACUUGCGCCUCGAUACUACCGUAUCCGAGCGCAUGAUAGUCCGACAGACGUUACUAGUGCUGCUGCACAGGCUAUCACCGGCGAAACGUCCAUAAUAAAACCAGCUGCACGGCGCCCGCGCAACCUAGGUUCCGGAACAUGGACAAAAGAAAUCGACCAACAAAUCAUCGAUCUCCGAAACGCGAACCGCACCUGGGAUUACAUCGCCCUCAUAACUGGCCGCUCGUCAUCAGCUUGUUCCGAUCGUUAUUACAGCGCUCUGGACCCAGCACUUCGGAACUGGACACCGGCCAUGUUCGCCAAACUGGAUCAAAUGGUCGAGGCCGGCGCACGGUGGUCGCACAUUGCCGCGACCUUGAACGCCCGCAUCAAGGCCUGUCAGCAUCAAUGGCGCACGCUUGGCAAGGGCAAAUAUCGAAUCAAGGGUAUGAUGACCUCGACCCAGUCAUUUGCGUGGACGCAGCAGGAGAUUGAAUCGUUUUGGAGGGCGUGGCUGGAGCAUAACGGUUCCGAUUGGACUGCGAUCGCUAUGGGUGUAAGGACGAGAUCUGAGAAGGAGUGCAAGGAUACGUUCCGGGCCCUGACACUUAAUGCAUUGAAAGAUGCACAGGGCUGGAUCAAGCUCGAGGCCUUCAGCUAUGUGACGGAGACCUCUAAAACUGCUCGGAUGCGAAAACGACGAGAGCAGGAGGAGAUGCUGGAGAAACAGGCAGGAUUUUCGGCACAGGAUAGACUUCGAUGGACCACAGCUGAGCAUGAAGCACUAUUAGAGGCUGUGGAGAAGCAUGGACUGUUUUCGGGAUGGACCAGUAUUCGGGAGCAGGUCAAACCCUUUUUGAGCGACGACGAAGUCGAGGCAGAGUAUUAUCGACUUAGUGGGGUUGCCAUCAAGGAUGAACCCAAGAUCGAGGAAAAUGAGGAGGAAGGAAAGAGCAAAUCCGCGCCACCAGUGCCUCGGGAUGGGCCAUGGACAGACGCCGAGGUCGAUAUUCUGAAUACCAUGUUGAUGAAGUACAGCACCCUGCCAGUCUGGACCCAGGAAGCAGCAAAGCGUGGCAUUGAAGCAUCCGACGAUGACUAUGAGACGUUGUUCAAGAGAUCAGGUCACGUCAAGUUGGAAUCCAUAUCGGAGGACGAAGACAUCGAGGAGUCGUCAUCGUUGUCGUCAUCGCCAGUGCUAGAGUCAUCCUCAACCACAACGCAAGAUUCAUCUUCGCUAUGGAGCAACGAGCGCAUUUACCGCCUAAGGCGCCUUGUCACCCAGCAACAGGAGCAGGAGCGUGCUUCAGGUCAUCCUAUCAACUGGUCAUGGAUCGCUGAACACAUUGGUCCAGACUUUGAUGCGAACAUGUGCAUCGCGGAGUGGCAGAGACUUCCAAAUCAGCAGGGCGCGCGCAUAGAAUCUCGCAAAUUCUGGGACGAUGGCGAUAUCAAGUUAUUAGAGCAGGGCGUCAAGGAGUACGGCAGGGCAUGGAAUCUGAUCCAGAAGUACUACUUGAGCGACCGCAGUACGGACUCAAUCCGACGCAAGAUGAGCAACUUACAGAGAAACCGGGAUUUUCUGAUGGAGGAGCAGAGAGAGAUUGCAGAGUCAAUGAAGAAGGAAGACCCAAGCUUGGACGUGGACGUCUAUGUACACGGAGCCCUACAGGACAAUCCCAUUUACAAGCUCGCUAACCGUCUUGAGGAUCUAGCUAUGGUGCGUCAAGGGCCCGGGAUUCGCCGCCCCAGGGCAUUAGAAAAACAAGCUGCUGUUAAGGCUGCUAAAGAUGCUAAAGCUGCAAAAGCCGAGGCAAAAGCUGCUGCAAAAGCUGCAAAGGCUGAAGCAAAAAUUGCUGCAAGAGCUGCUGCAAAAGCUACCAAAGCUGAAGCAAAAGUUGCCGCAAAAGCUGCUGCAAAAGCUGCUGCAAAAGCUGCAAAAAUUGAAGCAAAAGCUGCUAUAGCUGCGGCAAAAGCUGAAGCGAAAGCUGCUGCUCAAGCUGCAGCAGCAAAAGCUCCUGUGGAGGAUACAGCUACUUGA
Messenger RNA from Gamsiella multidivaricata, 2374 nucleotides. RefSeq lists its product as uncharacterized. Gene Ontology annotation, biological process: regulation of DNA-templated transcription. The record is from RefSeq and is a predicted model, not a curated record. The transcript is spliced from 2 exons. Gene Ontology annotation, cellular component: nucleus. Gene Ontology annotation, molecular function: RNA polymerase II cis-regulatory region sequence-specific DNA binding; DNA-binding transcription factor activity, RNA polymerase II-specific. NCBI's taxonomy places the organism in Eukaryota, Fungi, Mortierellomycota, Mortierellomycetes, Mortierellales, Mortierellaceae. The coding region runs from base 248 to 2374 and encodes 708 amino acids.